GCCCCGUCAGAUUCCAUGAAAACAAGGGUUAAUGCUUGAGCUUACUAUGUACACUACACGAGUCUAGCAUAAGUUAGGUCUUUAGGUUAGUCAAUCUUCAGCAUUUCAAGCUAUAAUGGGCGGCGCGACUGCUUGGGUAUCGACAGAUAGUUAUUCCCGGCUCUUCUCAUUCCAGUAAAUAUUCCCACGGCGGAUUAGAUGCUCAACUAUAGCAAUUGUGACUGGGAGGGCGAUUCCAGAAUACCGCCACUAACCCCCGACAAUACCAAUCAUUCAGCUAGUAUCCUAUAUCCCGAGAACAGAAGAAAACGCCCGCGGCUUUUUACCGAUCAAGAUGAUCAAUCCGACCCUCCUCAGGCGGCGUGCGGCCAGUGUCGGCUCCGUAAAGUUCGAUGUGAUCGCCUCCAGCCGAAGUGUUCCCAGUGUCGCAAAGGUGACCUCGAAUGCCACACGUCGAAUAUAGCCAAACGUAUAAAUCAUGUGAAAUCAUUGCGUAAUGACUUCUCCAACGUGAUGAGCCGGCUCAAUGACGUGGCUCACGCUUUGGAUACCCUCACCGAAAUAACUCUCCAGGGUACCUCAAAGCCUUAUUCAAAUACUGUAAACACAUUUCCACCUCCUAAUUAUCAUAGCCAUGAAAAUCCAGGCACUCUACCGCCAGUAGCAUCGGGAUUUGUUCAUCAUCUGCGGUUCUCCAGUCAGGAUAGGGGCCCUGUACGUGCAUUUUACAAGCCCUUAAUUGAGACAGUCAAACUGGAUCAUGGCGGCGAGCGCCUAUAUAGCUACCCAGCUCCUAUCGUUCUGAUUAUGACGGUAUUCCGCCAAGCAGAAGAGGCCCUUGCCUACUCAGAACAGCCAAAUGAUGAUCAAUGGAGUGAAAACCCGCAUCAAGGUCGUAAGAUACAUGAUCCUGUUGUGAAAGCCACACUGCAGCGGAAGCUUCAAGAAUUUCCCUUUGGCUCAUCAUAUCGAGAGUUUGGUAUAUCUAGUGACAUGAAGCCCCUCACUACACCUCCUCGCUUGAUGGCGAAUCUCUUCGUCGACGGCUAUCUCAGAAAUAUCAACACGCGGACACCUAUCUUCGACGACGGAAACCUACAUCAAAUCAUAACUUCUUAUUAUAGCGAUGAAACACUGCAGUGCAGUGAAGCGUACUCUCUAAUCAUCAAUAACUUUAUUCUUCUAGAGCUCGGCCUAGAGAUUAAAGCUAGUCGCGGCUUCCGAUCAGCUUCACAUUUACUCCACGACGAUAUACUACCUUCAUUCCUCAAAAACUGUAAUCGGGCCAUCACCAGACUGGACGAUUUCAAGACCCCUACUAUCAUUAGCCUUCAAGCACUAAUGACUUUGACACUAGUUGCCGAGGAGUUCUACAGCAAUAUUACAGCUGAAAGAGUGUGUCAGGCGGCGUGUCAACUUGGACGUAUAAUGGGAAUUCACCUUUCGAAUGACGACCACCAAGACACUAGAAUCGGUACAACGGAUGUACGAGGCAGGCUAUUUCGAAUUCUAUAUGCCAUGGACAAAGUACGUGUUUCCAUGACAGGCCAACCGUGUGACCUGUAUCUGUUCGAUUCGGAUCACUAUUUUGGCCCUGAAAGCAAACAUUCAGGCGAGGAAUUUUCCAUCAGUGACGCGUUCGACCACUUAAUGACCAUUUGGGAGGAUAUUUACCUCAACCUCUACACUCCAAGGACAGCCCGAUUCGAUUCAGAUAAACGUCUUGCACAGAUGCGCCUCUUGACCAGCUCUAUCGACAGGUUUGCACAGACCCAUGCAAGACUACUGGUCCCAUCUAUACCGGACGACACAAUAGAUCAAGGUCCACUGCGGAUUGAACUGCUGUACGGAUACCAAGUGUCACAAAUCCUCAUUCUCCGGUGUGGCCAGCAAGACGAGCCGAACUUAAGCACCAUGCUCAAUCUUUGCCGCUCUAGCCUCAAACUGAUCAACAGAGUCUGCGCCGUACCUUUGACUAUAACCCGGUUAGCAUUGCUAUCUCGGAUGUUUCGGAGGUACCCAGUAGUAGCUUAUGCCGAGCUUGUUACAUUCCACCUCAGCAGCCACUCCCCGGGUCGUGAAUACAAUACAAUUGCACUGUCCGACAUUGCUCUUCUCCGGGAGGUGAACAAGAAAUACAAACUCCUGCAGUUUGAUAAUUUAACGUGCACAUUCUAUGCUCGUCGAAUGGAUAGCUUUGUUUGGGCGCUAGAGAUACUUGAAACAGUCACAGAGGCUCUUGCUAGGCCGUCGUCCCUCAGCCCUGAGAGGCAGCAGGAUAACUUCUUUGAGCAAAUCGACUAUAACAAUAAUACUAUUGAACACCAAUUAUCAUACAAUGAUGCACUAGAUGUACCGCACGUGGGCAGUGUCGCAAGCGGAGAGAACCAAUAUCUCGAGCAGCAGCUUGUACUACCUUCCCACAACGAGAACAGCUUAUCCACCCAGAACAGCAGCACUGAACCUGGCGAAAUGGCAAUAUUCGGCGUUCUCAGACAGGAAAUAGAGCAGACGCAACUCAUACCCGAGACCAACUCUCUGACUUGUCAUCUGAGUGACGUCACGGCUUUUGGUGCUUCACAAUCACAAUUAGAACUUGCGCCAGGGCAGUUGUCGAUGGAUUCUGACUGGAUCAACUUUUAUUCCAGCUUUAUGCAGGAAGCAUAUGCACCGGCAAGCAGAUGUGACUGAGCCGCGGCAGGUAGUGAAAGGCAGACCUGUAGGCAGCAAAGGACUCUAUACCUUCAUUUCGCCCACGUUGGAAUACACUGGAUGAAGUCACAGCAGGGUUCAUGGGGUAAUUGAUACUAAUCAGAGAAAAAUAUGAGGCCUCAUAGUCUCGAACGUCAAAAACGACGCUGUUAGACGUUCGAGCAGCCCAACGAUUAUUAUAUAGCCCCAGCUACGUUCAACACAUAGAGCCGCACAAUCAGCUAUCAACCGUCCUCUACUACAACAGCGCGCAUUAUUAUGAAAAUGUUUGCGAGCCGACCCCUCUGUAUAUUUGUAUUUAUAACUGGAAGGAGAGAUGGAUGAGCAAGGCACAGUGAUGCUAUUAUGAAAUUACGCAUUUAGCGUAGCGCUUGAUGUGUGAGAGAUCG
Xylaria bambusicola is the source of this 3101-nucleotide messenger RNA. RefSeq lists its product as uncharacterized. The record is from RefSeq and is a predicted model, not a curated record. Gene Ontology annotation, biological process: regulation of DNA-templated transcription; DNA-templated transcription. Lineage: Eukaryota; Fungi; Ascomycota; Sordariomycetes; Xylariales; Xylariaceae. The coding region runs from base 199 to 2691 and encodes 830 amino acids. The transcript has 3 exons. Gene Ontology annotation, molecular function: DNA binding; zinc ion binding; DNA-binding transcription factor activity, RNA polymerase II-specific.